UUCCCCAAGACUCAGCGGCUAAUGCCCAAUGCUGCUGAAAGGGAGAGAACGAGUGAAGAGAGGGAGGGAGGAAAGGAGAAGGAGAUAAAGAAAGGGAGAGCAGAGCGCGGAAAUUUCGUGGCCGCUUCUUGGCGCGAAUCUGGCAGGGGGGAAAACAGAAGCGAGCCGCCGUCGCCCGUCGUUUUAUAGAUGGUUGUUUUUGACGCCGCCAGUCCCGCGAGCCCUUCUGUUAUCGCAGCGCUGCGUUAGCAUUUUUAACAUUCUUUACCUCAGACCACAUCUCAUCUCCACAUCUCUAACUUCUUUAAAGCGUUUUAGAGUGCAGUAGUCGCGUCAAGCUGGUCCUAUAAAACCUGCACAAUGGGGCGAAAAUCAAACCGAGCAAAGGAGAAAAAACAGAGAAGACUUGAAGAACGGGCAGCUAUGGAUGCAGUGUGUGCGAAAGUGGAGGCAGCCAAUAAGCUUGAAGAUCCUUUAGCUGCCAUGCCAGUGUUCAAAAAAUAUGACAGAAAUGGGCUAAACCUGCAGAUUGAGUGUAAACGGGUUACUGCGUUGAGUCCAGAUACAGUGGAGUGGGCCUAUGAGCUGACCAGAGCCAACAUGCAGACGCUAUAUGAACAGAGCGAGUGGGGAUGGAAGGAGAGGGAGAAGAGGGAAGAGAUGAAGGACGAGAGAGCCUGGUAUCUGCUGGCCCGUGAUGCUGACUCCACACCUCUAGCCUUUUCCCACUUCCGAUUCGAUGUGGAGUGCGGAGAUGAGGUGUUAUAUUGUUAUGAAGUGCAGUUGGAGAGCAAAGUCAGACGGAAAGGCCUGGGGAAAUUUCUCAUCCAAAUCCUCCAGCUUAUCGCCAACAGCACGCAAAUGAAAAAGGUCAUGCUGACAGUAUUUAAACACAAUCAUGGGGCUUACCAGUUCUUCAGGGAGGCUUUACAGUUUGAGAUUGAUGAAACCUCACCCAGUAUGUCGGGGUGCUGCGGCGAAGACUGUUCCUAUGAGAUCCUGAGCAGAAGAACGAAGUACGGCGAGGUCUCGGGCCACGCACAUGGAGGCCACUGUGGAGGAUGCUGCCAUUGAGAACCAGUCUGUUCAUUCAGAGCUUCCUCGUCACCCACAAUCCCCCAUAUUCAUCAGCUAAAACCCCCUUUAUGCUUGCUCUUGGUUUGUUUUAACUUAUAAAGCUCAUUGGCCAUUUCAUGUAAUAAGCGAUAGUGUGCUGUUUUUGGGUUUCCUAAAAGUAUGAAUGACAAUAAAAAAUAAAUGGCAGUAAGGCCACUGUGAGCCAGAUGUACCUUCUCUCACCUCAGGUGUCUGAAAAGAGCCUGUUUCGCUUAUACAUCAGCUGUUUUGUUACCGCAGUGGGUGAAUGCAAGUGUUGGUCACAGUGGUUUUUACGGCCAUUUGAUUCUCUACCACUUUUCAGGGUAAACGCGUUUUAACUAAAAGCUGAAGUUUGCUUCACACGUCGAGAAAAACUACAAUCUGUCCUGUUUGUAAUUCAUAAUCACUGAAGCUAGACUGUCUCAGGUCAUUCAACUUCAAUAUUUUAUAACGGCGACUAUUAGGGGAAUUGAUGGAUGAGGAUUAUAUCGGCAUUUGAUUUGAUAAAGAAGUUGGCAUGUUAGCUAGUGUAGAAAUAUGCUUUCAUUUUACUUUGUUUUUUUUAUUAUAGCAUACUUUUAUCAUGUCAUUACUGUAUAUUUCCAUUUUUUUUUCUCUCUCUCCACUGUAUAUAAUCUGUUUGCCAUGUACAUUUUAUUUGCCUUCAGAGACAUUGGAAAAAUGAUAUACAAAAGUUUAAAACAGUUUGAAAGAUGAGUGUCCUUGUCUUGUGCUCUCGUUGAACUGAAACGAAAGGUCAUUCCUGCUUUGUGUUUGAUUUGUAUGCAUCAAAUAAAGGAAUCUUGUUUGA
Molecule: messenger RNA, 1909 nt
Organism: Danio aesculapii
Lineage: Eukaryota; Metazoa; Chordata; Actinopteri; Cypriniformes; Danionidae
Gene: naa40
Product: N-alpha-acetyltransferase 40, NatD catalytic subunit
Exons: 8
Coding region: 361-1074 (237 amino acids)
Cellular component (GO): nucleus
Molecular function (GO): histone H2A acetyltransferase activity; protein N-terminal-serine acetyltransferase activity; histone H4 acetyltransferase activity
Source: RefSeq, a predicted model, not a curated record